Molecule: messenger RNA, 540 nt
Organism: Cucurbitaria berberidis CBS 394.84
Lineage: Eukaryota; Fungi; Ascomycota; Dothideomycetes; Pleosporales; Cucurbitariaceae
Exons: 2
Coding region: 1-540 (179 amino acids)
Biological process (GO): eisosome assembly; protein localization to plasma membrane
Cellular component (GO): eisosome; plasma membrane
Source: RefSeq, a predicted model, not a curated record
AUGUCAUCAUCCCCAGCGAAACUCACGUACACGACCCGCUCUCUACAAGGCAUCCUCGCCGUGUCAACAAUUGGCCUCGCUGCCGUCCUGAUCGCCGACCAAUCUCCCGGCGCAAAUGCAGCGCUCAAGUACGGUGUCGCCGUUGGCGUCGUGACAUUCCUCGGAGCGGUACUAGGCAUACUAGCACUCUGGCUGCCGAUAUUACAAGGCUUAAUCUUACUCCUCGCGGACACCGUAGUGUUGGCUUUGAAUCUUGCUGGAGGUAUCCUCUUCGCGGUCAAACUUGAAGGCGUCGAUUGCAUGAACCAGACUAUGGAAUACAUGCGGGACACGCUGAGCCACAUCUCUCUACUCAACGGCGACUGUCCAACGGAGAAGCUCCUCUACAAGUGCCUUAGUUACGACGAGGGCGAUGGGUUUUUGCAAAGGAGGUGUCGGUGGGCUACUGCAGCAGCGGUGCUGAUGUUUGUAAACUUCAUCAUUGUGCUCGUGGGCAUUUUGAUAGAAUAUAUUGGUGGAAGGGGGAGGGUGAGGAAGUGA